Messenger RNA from Phycomyces blakesleeanus NRRL 1555(-), 768 nucleotides. RefSeq lists its product as hypothetical. Gene Ontology annotation, molecular function: phosphatase activity. Gene Ontology annotation, biological process: dephosphorylation. Lineage: Eukaryota; Fungi; Mucoromycota; Mucoromycetes; Mucorales; Phycomycetaceae. The transcript has 6 exons. The record is from RefSeq and is a predicted model, not a curated record. Bases 1 to 768 code for a protein of 255 amino acids.
AUGAUUAAGGGUCUUUUGAUUGAUAUCAGUGGAACUAUCCAUAUUGAGUCCAAGCCAAUUGUAGGAGCCGUAGCUGCCAUCAACCACUUGAGAGCCAGCAAAGUACCCUUUCGAUUUGCAACAAACACCACUCAAGUAUCUUCCCGGCGUCUUGUUGAUAAGCUCAACAAACUCGGGUUCAACACAACGCGUGAAGAAAUCUUCACUUCCCUUUCAGCCUGUCGUGACGUGAUCGAGUCCCAAGCCUUGAGGCCUCUUUUGUUGUUGGAAAAUGAAGCCUUGGAAGAAUUUGAUGGAAUAGACACCAGCAAUCCAAAUGCAGUAGUCAUCGGUCUUGCUCCAUCCCAAAUGAACUAUGACCAGCUCAACAAGGCUUUUCGUCUAGUCCACCAAGGCGCACCCUUUUAUGCUAUCCACAAAGGAAGAUACAUGGCUGUUGCCGAUGGAGAGUUAUCACUUGGACCAGGUGGAUUUGUUCAAGCUAUUGAGUACGCUACCGGUGUAUCUGCUACUGUUAUUGGAAAACCCAGCCGUGAUUUCUUCUUGGCUGCACUGAGGCAAAUCGGUAUGGAAGAUCGACCACAGGAGGUAGCCAUGGUUGGGGACGAUGUCCAGAGCGAUCUGGGUGGAGGAGCAGUUCAGCUUGGAAUGCAGCGUUGUUUGGUCUCCACAGGAAAAUAUCGCCCAGGAGACGAGGAUGGCCACAAAGUCAUGGUCUUUGGAUCAAUUGUAGACGUAGUAAACACAGUUCUUUCUGACGCACAAUAA